ACCACCAAGGACUGCCUCUUCCUGAAAUCCCCGGUUCAUAUAAAUACAGGAAGUAGAAGUAAGAGAGAAGCUAAACCCAGAUCUUCUUGGCAGUUUGCUCGUUUCGCUGCUUGUUAGUCCGCUGUCCCCCUGCUACUACUCAGGUUAAAACUGAUACUAAACAUCUUGCCCUCCCCUUGAAAUAUCAUUUUCCUAGGAAUAAAACUAAGGAUGUGGAAGCUUUGCCCUGGGAUGGAAAGGGAUUGCUGCCUUUACACAGGAGCUCUAAAGCCAUUCUGAAACAGCGAGUGCCUCAGUGUGUUGCAAUGAUGAAAACAUCGGCAGGCGACGAGGGAGUCAGGGACGAGUCAGGUCCUGUCACAGAUACUGGCGAAGAUAACGACGAGACACAGCUAGGGCCACCUGUCGCCCUGAGGAACUGUUUUCCCCUGCCAGGCAUCAGCAUACUUGAUAAGCUCAUCAAAACAUGCCCGAUUUGGCUUCAACUGAGCAUGAAUGAGGAGAGGGCCAGAGAGAUACUAAGCAAAGAAAUGGCUGGGAUAUUUUUAGUUAGGAAAGAUGGUAACAUGAACAAUAUGGUCCUGUCAUUCUGCUACCCAGCCCAGAAUGAAGCUCCUGAUAUGCUAGAGUACAACAUCAAGGAAGAAAAAUCAAUCCUGUACCUGGAGGGAUCUGUCCUAGUGUUUGAGGAUGUCUUCAAACUGGUAGCGUUCUACUGCGUCAGUAGGGAUUUGUUGCCCUUCACACUGAAGCUGCCACAAGCAAUAUUAGAGGCCAGUAGUUUCCAAGAUCUUGAAAUUAUUUCUAGCCUGGGGAUAGGCUUCUGGGACUCCUCUUUAAACCACAGAAGAAGGAGAGGGGGAAUUUCCCAGGCUCUGAAAGACUCUGCCUUCAGCACCGCCCAGACAGACAAUAUAAGAUCUAGCCAGCGUUUUGCAAGUGACACAAACCAAUGCUCAUGUGAAAUUGAGCUGUCAAUAGGAAAUGACAGGCUGUGGUUUGUGAAUCCUAUUUUUAUAGAAGAGUGCAGUAAUCCUUUUCCUCCAGAUGUACCUCCUCCCAAAAGCUGCAGUGUGAGUUCUGAGCUCUCUCGUGCCACCACCACCACACUGAGUCUCAAGAAGUCUCCUCGCCGUCCCCCACCGCCGCCUCCUCAUGGCCAGGUUCUGAAGUCAUCUAAAAAGCUAUCGAAGGAUUCCAUGACUGCCUGUGAAGACAACCAGCUGCUUCUUCAGCCUCCAGGGAAGAGCCCAACAGAAAUGAAAACAGAGGACAAUGAAAGUAAGGAAGAAGAAGGGAAAGAACCCUGCUCAUCCAGUGACCUCCCUCCAGCAGUCCCUAAGAAAUGUGAUCAGCCCUCCGUCCCUCCCAGGAGGCGAUUAUCUGAAAGACUUUCACAAGAACUCUGUGUAGAUAAGUCUGCAAAAUGCGAAACACCUCAAGGGGAACCAAUGGAAGAACAACAUGCUUCUGUUGUGAGCAGUGAUAACCGGUCUGUAUGCCUAACAGCCAUAGAAGAGCCUGAAGGUGUUACUGAAACACAGGGCGAGGAAGCAAAGCCUACAGAGAAAGAGUGCAUGCCCCAGCCACUGAGGAACUCCACAGCCAAAGGGAAGGUGCCCCCUAUCCCACCACCAAGAAAGAAGAGGCUUUCCCAGCAAGCCUCCAUCUCUAUCUCCUGUAACACAAAGUCAGUCAACAUUUCAGCACCAGAUACAAGCACUGCAGAGACUUCAUCCAAAGACUGCUUGCAGCCAGCAGGUGAUGUCACCUGCUCUGACGCUCAGGAUGCACUAGGGGCCCGCUGCAAAUCUUCUGGGUCGUUUGAACUUAAAGGUUCUCUUUCCUCCUUGGACUGUCCAGGCAGUGCAGCAGCUCAUACCUCUGCUUCUGAGCCUGAUUCUUACUCCACAAGCAGCACUGAGGAUGAUUUCGAGCAACUGAGUAGCCCCUCUGUUAAAAAGACACGGUCCGUGAUUCUGGACAAGGCCAAGCACAGGCUGUCCUUUGUGAGCCUAACAAAUGUCUUCACAGUCUUCCUCUCUGCAAACAGAAAGCUGCAGAAGAAGAUUGUGGAGCUAUCUCAGGACAAGGACUCUUACUUUGGCAAUUUGGUGCAGGACUACAGAGUGUACAGUCUGGAGAUGAUGGCAAAACAGAGCUCCAGCACAGAGAUGCUUCAGGAAAUCCGGCUGAUGAUGACACAGCUGAAAAGCUAUUUAGUGCAAAGUACAGAGCUGAAAGCUCUCCUCGAUCCUUCUGUUUAUUCAGAAGAACAGAUAGAAGUGAUUGUUGAGUCAGCUUUGUACAAAUGUGUCCUGAAACCUUUAAAAGAUGCCAUCGAUUCCUACCUAAGGGAAAUCCAUACCAAAGAUGGAGUUUUUCAGCUGCUGAAGGAGAACCAGCUUGUCAUACAGAGCACAACCACCACUGACCUAGGUAUCACCACCAGCGUGCCUGAAACAGCUGUUCUGGAAAAAAUAAUUCAUAAGUUUACAACUAUGCACAAGGCCUAUUCCCCAGAAAAGAAGAUUGCUAUCCUGCUGAAAUCCUGCAAACUCAUUUAUGACUCCAUGGCUCAGGGAAACCCAGGGAAGCCUUAUGGUGCAGAUGACUUCCUGCCAGUGCUAAUGUAUGUUCUGGCUCGCAGCAACCUCACUGAAGUGCUUCUGAAUGUGGAGUAUGUGAUGGAGCUCAUGGACCCGGCCCUGCAGCUGGGGGAAGGUUCCUAUUAUUUAACCACCACCUAUGGAGCCCUGGAGCACAUCAAAAACUAUGAUAAGAUAACGGUGACUCGGCAGCUCAGUGUGGAAGUGCAGGACUCCAUUCACCGCUGGGAGAGGCGAAGAACACUCAACAAGGCCCGGGCGUCCAGAUCAUCUGUGCAGGUCCAAGAAGCCUUACCUCAACCACCGGAUGUUCCCUGUCACAACCUCGAACCAGGGGAUUGGAUCUACGUAAAGGUCACCAAACGUGAACUCACGCCUCGCACUGCAAGAAGGUAUCACCUCCAUUGGACCCCGAAGCAGCUGUAUUCCAACCAAGGUUGGGAUCUUUCCCUGAGGCCAAGGACAAAGACCCUCAGGACCUCACUCAGGCAAGUGAGGAGCAUCAGUGUGCAAGUGCUAGUAACCUCUCCACUGCACCCAACACCUCAGCCCAGCCGGAUUCAUCAGUUGAAGAACGAAGAUAUCAUCUUCGGCCUCGAAGAAAGUGAAUGCUCCCAUUCGGAAGAUCACCACCUCGAUCAAGACCAAGAGCCGACAUUAUCAGUCCUUUAGGUAACUUGAGCCCAGAGGACGAAGAAAGACUUUGGCUGCCAUCCUGGGUUUGGCUGGUAGUGUUCUUUUUCUUACUGGUGCUGGUUAUGUUUGUUGUUAAGAUUCUUUGUCCCUCCUGUAUCUAAAAAUGGCACUGAUAUCCUUAUAUAUCACACUUGGGUAUCUCAGUAUCACCCAAGGGGGGUGGGAGAAAAAUUUGUAUUUGCAGAUCUCCCAUGCGGUGGCUCAAGCUGGAAAUAAAAGUGACUGCUGGAUAUGCUCUCACAGCCCAGCACACCUACACCAAGGAAUCCCAAUGAUCGGAGUACCAAUAUCCCUCCAGCAAUGGGGAACAAUAAACGGCGGCUUCGUUAGACGCUACUCGUUAGCUGCCCAUCGGUCUGCUCCUAAAGAAUGGAGGGCCGCCCCUGCUAACUGGAUAAUCUCCCCAAGAGUAGAGGCGCCUUUCUGUUACAGAUCCAACAACACCGGAGCUUAUAAUAAAGCCACACCUGUAGGACACUACCCUCAUUGCCUAACUACUCUAGAUUAUAGCCCUAGUAGCACCAGUGGAAUCCUGUUGGGUAACGUACCCUCUCUCAAUUGUACAGGAUUCAUGGUCUACAACUUUUCUAAGGAACCUCAUGUUGCUCUCAUUGCAAACAGAUCAGAAUUUUACAUUCACUCCAAUUUUACUUCUUGUAAUAUAUCUCGGUCCAGCAGAAUAACAGCUGAACGUGGACCGUCCUAUACGACGCAAAUCAAUCGAAAGUGCCGGAUAGGGCACAACAACUGUCGAGAUUUGAGUACCCUUUCUGCCCCAGGCCUUUACUGGCUCUGCGGAAACAGGGCUCAUAAAAUCUUGCCCUGGAAUUGGGUGGGGGCAUGCACUCUUGGACGUGUUAUCCCUGGUUUCGAAAUGCAUAGUGCAAUAUAUCUGGAACAAGUAAAAAAUUUCAACCAUCACAUGAAAAGGGCGGUUAACCCCUUAGCUACCAGAAACACAGGGUUCCAUCGAUUUGUGAGAACCUUCAUACCGUGGCUUGGAGUAAGAGAAUUGGAACUAGCCAUAAUUAACAUUUCAGCCACAAUGGAAGCUAUGGGAAAUGCCACUGCGGAUGCAAUUCAGGCUCUGCAAAAAGAGAUCUCCCAGAUCUCACAAGUAACUAUACAACACCGCAUAGCCCUAGAUUACCUAUUGGUAUCCCAGGGAGGAGUAUGUGCCUUAGUAAACUCCACCUGUUGUGUCUAUGUCAAUCAGAACAUGCGAAUCGAAACUGACAUUCGCAAAAUCCGAAAUCAGUUAAGGGUCCUACAUCAAGUGGCCUCAGAAAAUACUGACUGGGGUCUAGAAGAAAUGUGGUCUUGGCUAACCUCCUGGCUCCCAGAUUUCGGGGCCCUUAGCAAGAAAAUCCUGUAUGGAAUAUUGUUUGUCUUGAUAGUUCUGAUAAUGUUCUAUGUCUUAAUGCAACUGAUCCUCUGCUGCGUGAAAGCCAGCAGGGGAAGCUUUAGCAAGGCAAGAAAACCCACAGCAGAGUCUAGAAUAAUGGUGUUACAAAAGUGUGAGCAGAUUGAAAGAAAACAUGAAAGGCUGCAUGAUGAAAUAGAGGGGCUCAUGAGAAUGGAAAUUUAAGGCUAAAGUGAGACUAAAUAGUCUCAAAGGGGGGGGCUGUGGAAUCAGAAAAAAUAUAUGCCUUAAACUUUGAUUAUUUUAGUUAUAAGAUGACAUAACCGCUUUGUGUAGAAUUGCUGGCUCGGUACAGUAGAACAGAUAAGGGCAAGUGUUUGUUCUUUGUAACUCUUCUGCAAAUGCUUCGCUCACCGCGGCCUUGAAGGUAAAAAAAAAAAAAGUAUGUACAAAGUAGAUUUCCAGGUGCAAGAAGGAGGUUUGUGAACUAACCCUAUCUCCCCCAUAAUUCCCAUCCUGAUAACAGCAAAGAAAUAAUGAAGUAAUAUUAUAGCCGCUUUUCAUGCUAAUUUCACUAUAUGAUCACGUGAGUUGUAAGCGACUGUUAAAAAGUAUAUAAGCCUCCUGAUUUUGCUCUUGGGGGGGAGACCCCUUCCAAGUGCUUGGGAAAUCCAUGUCACUUUGGAACUCCCCCUACAGCUGUAGUUUCUUUUGAAUAAAAGCUUCUGCUGACCUAA
Messenger RNA from Alligator mississippiensis (American alligator), 5405 nucleotides. RefSeq names its product Ras and Rab interactor 3 (gene RIN3). The transcript has 11 exons. Gene Ontology annotation, biological process: vesicle-mediated transport; signal transduction. The record is from RefSeq and is a predicted model, not a curated record. Bases 306 to 3281 code for a protein of 991 amino acids. Gene Ontology annotation, molecular function: small GTPase binding; guanyl-nucleotide exchange factor activity. NCBI's taxonomy places the organism in Eukaryota, Metazoa, Chordata, Crocodylia, Alligatoridae. Gene Ontology annotation, cellular component: cytosol; endocytic vesicle.